CAUAGAUGGAUUGUGCAAGGCUAGAGGCGCAUCAUAAUUUGUGCAAUUACGUCGUAUGCUCAGGUGGUAUGGCCUUCUAGAAUUUGUCAACCCAACCCCAACCUUCAUUCGUGUACAAUUAUUCCUACUCUCUUUUUCAUCCUGCUUCUGGUCAUCCCGAGUCCUGGUCCUUCACCAGCAAACUCGCAAUGCUGCGCAGCGCUACCAAGAGCGCAGUACGAAAGGGUGUGACCGAGAUCUCCCAAUAUCCCAAGCCAGGCAAUAAACUGCACGGCUUCACGCUUUUACGUUUUAAACAUGUACCCGAGCUCGAGUUGACCGCAUUGCAUCUGCAACACGACAAAACCGGUGCAGACUAUCUACAUGUCGCUCGGGAAGACAAGAACAAUGUCUUUUCUAUUGGCUUCAAGACGAAUCCACCCGAUGAUACAGGAAUUCCUCAUAUCCUCGAGCACACAACACUAUGUGGAAGUGAAAAGUAAAGCGCAAUUCAUCUUAGUUGAUACCAUGUAUAUUAAUUUCUCGUAGAUACCCAAUCCGCGAUCCCUUCUUCAAGAUGCUGCCUCGAACUCUUUCCAAUUUCAUGAAUGCCUUUACAGCCUCCGACCAUACCUUUUAUCCAUUUUCUACAACCAACGAACAAGAUUUUAAGAAUUUAAUGUCCGUUUAUCUGGAUGCCACAUUACAUCCCUUGUUGAAGCGAAGCGAUUUCACACAAGAAGGAUGGAGAAUUGGCCCACAAAAUCCAAAGGUUGCUCUUGCAGGAGAGGCUGUAAACCCAGAUGAUUCGAAACUGGUUUUCAAGGGCGUGGUAUACAAUGAGAUGAAGGGGCAAAUGUCAGAUGCAGGAUAUCUAUAUUACAUCAGAUUUCAGGAUCAUAUAUUCCCCGCCAUCAAUAACUCCGGAGGCGAUCCUCAAAAGAUGACGGAAUUGACAUAUGAGCAAUUGAAGAAUUUCCACGCCGAACACUAUCAUCCAAGUAAUGCUAAGGUCUUCACUUAUGGUGAUAUGCCUCUGGGAGACCACCUCAAAGAGGUCAACGCGCAAUUAAGCGCUUUCAACAAGAUCCAAGGCGACUUUGAAAUUCGGCGACCAAUUGAUCUCAGCGGUGGACCCCAGAAUGUUACAGUUUCUGGACCAAUCGACCCCUUGGUUCCACUAGAUAUGCAGUACAAGACCUCAACUUCGUGGCUAUUAGGAGAUACAACUAACAUAUUGGAAAAUUUCUCUCUGGGUUUGGUAUCUGCUUUGCUUAUGGAUGGUUAUGGAUCACCUCUAUAUCGGAAUCUCAUCGAAGCUGGAUUGGGUACGGAAUGGAGUCCAAAUAGCGGCUUUGAUGGUUCAGGAAGAAUCAGCAUGUUUUCUGUGGGAUUGACUGGCGUUAAAGAGGCCGAUGUACCCAAAGUCAAAGAGGCAAUUCACAAAACAUUCAAGGAAGCGCAUCAGAAUGGAUUUGAUAAUUCCAAAAUCGACGGAUAUCUCCAUCAGUUGGAAUUGAGCUUAAAGCAUAAAACCGCAAAAUUUGGCAUGUCCCUGAUGCACAGAAUUAAGCCCCAGUGGUUUGAGGGUGUUGACCCGUUUGAAUCUCUAGCUUGGAACGAUACUGUUUCGGCAUUCGAAGCCAAGCUUGCUGAGGGAGGCUAUCUUGAAGGAAUUUUGGAGAAGUAUCUAUUGAAUGACAACACUCUCACGUUUACCAUGACUCCAUCAACAACAUACGCAAAUGAAUUAGUCGAAGAGGAGGCUACUCGACUUGCAACCAAAAUUGCUGAAGUCACGAAAAGUGCCGGAGGCGAAGCGGAAGCUCGGGCUCAGUUGGAGAAACAGGAACUAGAACUUCUCGAAGAACAAGGGAAGUCCAACACGCAAGAUCUCAGCUGUUUGCCAAGUGUAUAUGUGAAGGAUAUACCUCGACAGGGGGAGGCGGUUGAGUUAAGAACUUCAAAAAUUGACAAGGUUGAUGUGCAAUGGAGGGAGGCACCCACAAACGGUCUGACCUACUUCAGAGCAGUCAAUACUUUCGAGAACCUACCAGAGGAACUUAGAGCUCUUAUCCCACUCUUUACCGAUUCAAUAAUGCGCUUAGGGACCAAGAGCAAGACCAUGGAACAGCUAGAAGAUCUUAUCAAACUCAAGACUGGUGGUAUCGGUGCUGGAUAUUAUGUCUCUUCGUCUCCAUUUGACUUCAGGUUGUCCACUGAGGGCAUGAGCUUUUCAGGGACUGCUUUGGACCGAAACGUACCUGAUAUGUUUCAAUUGCUGCAAACACUCGUGCUCGAAACCGACUUUGAUAGUGCUGAAGCACAAUCCCGUAUCAGGCAACUUUUACAGGGUGGUGCUGAUGGAGCUGUCAACAAUAUCGCAUCUUCUGGUCAUGUAUACGCAAGAGGUGUUGCCGAAGCUGCAAUCUCACGCUACGGUCAAUUGCGAGAGCAGGUAGGCGGUUUGUCACAAGUGAAACUCAUAACAUCUUUAGCGUCAAGACCCGAAUCAGAAGGACUAGCGGAUGUGAUCGAAAAACUCAAGGCCAUUCAAAAGCUUGCCUUCUCCGGAUCCAGCACAUUUCGUACUGCUAUCACAUGUGGCAGUGAAAGCGUCUCCAGCAAUGAGGCAUUGCUACAAAAGUUCCUCUCCUCCUUACCCGGCGGUGCCGGUUCAUCUCCGGCUUCCAAAUCCCCCGAACUGUCACGAAACUCCAAGACUUUCUUCCCUCUCCCAUACCAAGUAUACUACGGUGCUUUGGCCCUCCCAACCGUCUCGUAUACCAGUCCUUCUGGUGCCCCUCUACAAAUCCUCUCCCAACUUCUCACCCAUAAACAUCUCCACCACGAAAUCCGCGAAAAGGGUGGUGCUUAUGGAGUAGGAGCCUACUCUAAGGGCCUCAACGGCGUCUUUGGAUUCUACUCUUACCGUGACCCCAAUCCGGAGAAUACCAUGACCAUCAUGCGAAACGCAGGCCAAUGGGCCGUUGAUAGACAAUGGUCGCCACAGGAUCUCGAGGAAGCUAAGCUGUCGGUUUUUCAGAGCGUGGAUGCGCCGAGGAGUGUGAGUGAUGAAGGGAUGACAAAGUUCCUCAGCGGCGUUACGGAUGAGAUGCAGCAGGAGAGACGGGAGCAGUUGCUUGAUGUUACGGCGGAGCAGGUGAGAGAUGUGGCGCAGAGGUACGUUGUUGACCCGCUGGCGAGGGGCGAGGGUAGUAUGGUGUUCUUGGGGGAGAAGAAGGGGUGGGUGGGGAGUGAGUGGGUGGUAAAGGAGUUGGGGAUGGAGGGGAAGCCUGAGACGGAGUUUAUUGAUGAGGAUCGUGCGUAG
Molecule: messenger RNA, 3310 nt
Organism: Hymenoscyphus albidus
Lineage: Eukaryota; Fungi; Ascomycota; Leotiomycetes; Helotiales; Helotiaceae
Source: the annotation of a GenBank genome assembly